UCAACACCAUUUCAAUAACAAUGGCUCCCCCAAAUGAACCAACCUUGAACCCCAGCUACUCAUUUGAAAACGUUUUUGAUCUCUCUGAUGCAAAGUUUUACGUCAAAGGAUUCCCACUUCUCACUCAAGUCCCUCACAAUGUUUCUUUCACUCCAUUCUCUUCAAAAUCCCAUUCCUCUGAUGAUGCACCACCUUCACUACUUAACCGUGUUCUUGCUGCUUCUCACAGAGGUGGAUUCCUCGGAUUCUCACACUCUGAGCCCUCUGAUAGGUUGAUGAACUCCUUGGGAAGUUUCACUGAUAGAAACUUUCUAAGCAUAUUCAGGUUCAAGACAUGGUGGUCAACCCAGUGGGUUGGAACCUCUGGCUCUGAUCUUCAGAUGGAAACUCAAUGGGUUCUGCUUCAUGUUCCUGAGCUCAAUUCCUAUGUUGUCAUCAUUCCAAUCAUUGAAGCAAGUUUCAGGUCUGCACUUCACCCUGGCUCUGAUGGACACAUCAUGAUUUGUGCAGAGAGUGGUUCUACAAAAGUGAAAGCUUCAAGCUUUGAUGCAAUUGCUUACAUUCACUUUUCUGAGAAUCCUUACACUUUGAUGAAGGAGGCUUUCUCUGCUCUGAGGGUUCAUCUCAACACCUUUAAGCUCUUGGAGGAGAAGAAUCUUCCUUCCCUUGUUGACAAGUUUGGUUGGUGCACUUGGGAUGCUUUUUACUUAACCGUGCAACCAAUUGGUAUAUGGCAUGGUUUGAAGGAUUUCGCGGAUGCUGGCGUGUCGCCCAGGUUUCUUAUUAUUGAUGAUGGAUGGCAGAGUAUUAAUUUAGAUGGUGGUGAUCCUAAAGAGGAUGCAAAAAAUCUCAUUCUCUGUGGUGAUCAAAUGAAUGCAAGGCUUCAUAGGCUUGAUGAAUGUGGAAAGUUUAGAAGAUACAAAUCAGGACAAUUCUUGGGUCCUAAUCCUCCUCCUUUUGAUCCGAACAACGCGAAAUUGUUGAUCGGAAAGGGUAUUGAGCUUGAACAUUUGAACAGGGAUAAGGAAGCUGCAAAGAACACUCAAACCUCUGAAUUGGGUCUAAUUGAAUCCAAGAUUCAGACAGUGAAAGGAGAGAUUGAUGUUCUGUUUGGAGGUGCAGAACAAAUUGAAAAGAAAGAUUGUGGAAGCUCUUGUUCUUGUAAAGAAGAAGAAGAGUAUGGAAUGAAGGCUUUCACCAAAGAUUUAAGGACUAAGUUUAAAGGUUUGGAUAAUAUUUAUGUAUGGCAUGCACUUUGUGGUGCAUGGGGUGGUGUUAGACCAGGAGCCACACACCUUAAUUCCAAACUUGUCCCUUGCAAACUCUCACCAGGACUUGAUGGAACAAUGCAUGAUCUUGCUGUGGUUAGAAUCGUUGAAGGUUCCAUUGGUCUUGUUCAUCCUGAUCAUGCCAGUGACUUUUAUGAUUCCAUGCACUCUUAUCUUGCUCAAUCUGGUGUUACAGGAGUCAAAGUUGAUGUUAUUCAUUGUCUUGAAUAUGUGUCUGAUGAAUAUGGAGGCAGAGUUGAGCUUGCAAAGGCUUAUUAUGAUGGACUGACAAAUUCUAUGGCCAAGAAUUUCAAUGGAAGUGGACUCAUUGCUAGCAUGCAACAGUGCAAUGACUUUUUCUUCUUGGGAACAAAGCAAGUUUCCAUGGGAAGAGCUGGCGAUGAUUUUUGGUUCCAAGAUCCAAAUGGUGACCCUAUGGGAGUGUUCUGGCUUCAAGGGGUGCACAUGAUUCAUUGUUCAUACAACAGCUUAUGGAUGUCACAAAUGAUUCUACCAGAUUGGGACAUGUUUCAAUCAAACCAUGUUUGUGCCAAAUUCCAUGCAGCUUCUAGGGCCAUUUGUGGUGGUCCAAUCUAUUUGAGUGACCAUGUAGGUUCCCAUGACUUUGAUCUCAUUAAGAAGCUUGUUUUCCCUGAUGGCACCAUACCCAAGUGUAUACACUUCCUUCUUCCUACCAGAGACUGCCUCUUCAAAAACCCUCUCUUUGACCAUAAAACUGUCCUCAAAAUUUGGAACUUAAACAAGUAUGGAGGAGUUAUUGGUACUUUCAAUUGCCAAGGGGCUGGUUGGGAUCCUAAAGAGCACAGGUUAAGGGGUUAUCCUGAAUGUUACAAGCCAAUAAAUGGUUCAGUUCAUGUGAAUGAAGUUGAGUGGGAUCAGAAUGACAAAACUGCCCCCAUGGGUGAGGCAGAAGAGUAUGUAGUGUACCUUAACCAAGCUCAAGAACUUGCUUUGAUGAAUCCUAAUUCUGAACCAAUUGAGUUUACCAUCCAACCUUCCAGUUUUGAGCUCUAUAGCUUUGUGCCAAUAACAAAGGUAGGUGGCACUGGCAGCAUCAAAUUUGCACCAAUUGGACUAACAAAUAUGCUCAAUAAUGGAGGUGUAAUUCAAGAAGUGGAAUAUGUUGAGGGUGUUGCUAUGCUCAAGGUUAAGGGUGAUGGCCAAUUUUUGGCUUACUCAAGUGAACCUCCAAAGAAGUUCCAAGUGAAUGGUUCUGAUGUGGAUUUUGAGUGGCUUUCUAAUGGCAAAUUGAUGGUUAACCUUUUAUGGAUUCAAGAGGAUCAUGGUGUUUCUGAUUUAGCAAUCUUUUUUUAGUUUUUAUUAUAUAGGAUUGUGAA
Molecule: messenger RNA, 2626 nt
Organism: Arachis duranensis
Lineage: Eukaryota; Viridiplantae; Streptophyta; Magnoliopsida; Fabales; Fabaceae
Product: stachyose synthase-like
Exons: 4
Coding region: 21-2603 (860 amino acids)
Source: RefSeq, a predicted model, not a curated record